This is a messenger RNA of Eremothecium gossypii ATCC 10895, 624 nucleotides long. RefSeq names its product Acm1p (gene ACM1). Bases 1 to 624 code for a protein of 207 amino acids. Lineage: Eukaryota; Fungi; Ascomycota; Saccharomycetes; Saccharomycetales; Saccharomycetaceae. The transcript has a single exon. The record is from RefSeq and is marked provisional.
AUGUCGGAUGUGUCGCCUGUGAAGAGAAACGUGCUGGCUCGCAAGAGCGUUAACGUCAAGGCUGGCGCGCGCAAGGAUAAGAACAACAGCAACCAGAGCUCCCCCAAGCGCGCAAAAAUAGAGUCGAGCGAGUCGAGCGUGACCACAGGACGCGUUGCGUCUCCCCUCCGGCCGUCGGGGCAGUUUACAUUUUACAAAGAGACCCCCGAGGAGCGGGCGCAGGUCAUUCAGCAACAGACCACGGUAGCGCAGCAGCGGGUGCGCGACGAGAACGACUUCGAGAGCUGCAAGGAGAACCUGGACUGCGAGGAGACGGCCAAAACGGGCGCGGCGGCGGGCAAGCCCUCCCGCACCGCUUUACGCGACUUGAGCAUCGAGGAGUAUUGUGGCUACAUCGAGUACAAGGGGGGCUCCAGCCGGAACCAACUGACACUGCACCUGGCACAUCCUACAGUGCUACCGAGCUUCGUGACUCCUCCACGCAGCGCAAAGCUCAGAGCGUUUUUCACCGCCAAGCAAGUUGUGAAAAGCAAGCGGCGCUGCAAACGUGCAAAGACCACAGAUGACAUCUGCAAAGACAGGACGGUGCGCAAGCUGGAUUUCACGAUCCACCAGGAUGCUUAG